CCUUGUCACUAGUCAGUAGCCAGUAGAGGGACAGUAGUGAGGGCGUACUUCCUGGUCCCUGCUGUUGUCAGACUAAGAAACGCAAUUUUGUUUGUGUUAUUUUGUUCUGUGCGGAAAUAUAAUUAUGGCAAGACGAACAGAUUAUUCGUACAUAAGUCCAUGUAUAAAAUGGACUUUGUUUUUCUUCAAUUUUAUCUUUUGGUUAUUUGGGAUGCUCCUCAUGGCUGUUGGUCUGUAUGGUGUCGUGUUCACAGCUCAAGAUUUACAUGGCCUUAAGUCGGUGGAAAUUGCCUACAUUGUCAUAACAGACCUCUCAGGGGUCAUGGUGGCACUUGGCGGUAUCAUCUUUUUAGUAUCAUUUGCCGGGUGUGUUGGAGCUCUUCGAGAAAACCUCUGCUUACUAAAACUCUACUUCUGGAGCCUGACCAUCUUCCUCAUCGCUGAGCUACUCUUUGCCAUUGCCUGCAUUAUAUUCCCAUGGAAGUCACGUGAAAUUAUUGAAAGUGUGUUGUCCAAGCGCUUGAUAGAACACUACAGAGAGAGCCAGAACACACAGAACUUUGUGGAUUUCCUACAGAGAGAGUUUGAGUGCUGUGGAAUCACAGCACAUGGGUAUCUUGACUGGGAUUCCAAUGAGUAUUUUCAGUGCAUUGAGAACAGCCCGAGUGUUGAGAAGUGUGGUGUCCCUGCCUCUUGCUGCAUCAAGAGGAAGAACAUGACUCUCAUUGAUAUUAUGUGUGGAUACAACAUGCAGUCAAAAAAGCCGCACGAAGCAUCAGACACAAUACACGUUGGAGGUUGUGUAACUUCCAUCAUCCAGUUCCUAGAAUCCAACCUCUACUGGGCUGCAGGAGUCAUAUUUGGCAUCACACUAUUUCAGAUGUAUGUGACGCAUCAAGCUCGCUCCCUGAUGGAUCAGAUCUCCCUGCAGCGCUCUAGAUGGUAUUAACAGUUCUCAGCUAAGGAACUUGGCUUUUACAUGUAUUCUGAGAGCUUAUAGGGCACAAAUUACCCCUUAAUGGCUUGUGUAUCACUGCCAGUCUUUCUUGUAUUUUACAUGGCCCAAAUUAUUUUAUUUACCUACUGCUCUACAAUAGCGAUAAACUUUGUUGGAAUACUUUUAUGAAACAAAAGUUGGUAUAAGUUUGCUAAUGAGGGUAAUGAAAAAUCUAAGAUUAUUUGCUAUGAUAUAAUACUAAAGGAGGUGCAAGUACUGUACAGUGCUGGAUAUACAAAACCACAGUACAGUAACUGAACUUUUACCAAGGAUAAACCUCUUAGUUCCUUGUAUACAUUAUAACUGGCCUUCACUGCAUAUUAUUGUAGUGUUCAGGUGUACAAUAUUUUAUAGUUUUUAAGGUGAGGAUUCUUUCUUGAAGUUUGUCUUGGAAUCACAAAACACUUCCGUACCACAAACAAAAAAUUCACACAGUAACUCAAUGUGAAUAUUUAUUUGGGCCAUGUGUGAUGUGAACUGGAUAUUCCAUGGCUCUGUACUAUGCACCCUUGUAAUAUUUGUGUUGCAUAGUAAACAUUUGUGUUCAAACUAAUGGUGAAAAAUGUGGAUGUUGAUAUUGUUUGUUAAUGUGCAAAGAAUGUAGAAUAUGUACUUCCUCUGACUUAAAAGCUUUAAUUCUGGUAAAUGUUUUUGUUAUUUUACAGAAGAUUCUUAGAGGAAACAACACCCUAAAGCAUUUUUAUUUUAAGUACAAUAGUGUAAUUUAAACACAAAAGGACAUAACAGUGUUUUCACUGCAUGUCAAAGGAAGUACCAACUUGGGUAUGUUGAAUCACUGGGGACCAUAAUUUAUGUAAUUGUUGAGUAACAUGUAUGGCAUAAUAUAUUUGAUUAAUGUUGAAGCUUGGGGCUAUUUAAAUGUAUAUGAUCAAAUACUGUGGCUUAACGAAACAUAUUUUCAUAAUUAUUAAGUGUCUUCUUAUAGUGUCUUUUCUAAAUUUGCAAUAGUUGUAAUUUUUAUUGUGGUAUUAAUGCUUUUAAUGAUUCAAAGAAACUGUAUAAUAUCAUCCAUAAUGAUAUCUUGGUGCAGCAUUUAUUUACAUGAUCUAGGUUCUAGUGGUUUUAGCUUACAGAGUACUGUACAUGUUUUGCUACAGCAAGUCCAAGAUAUUCUUGCCACUAGUCUAGUAUGGCAGUGAAUAAUGAAAGUCAUUAAUUAUAUUGAUGCUCUUAUGUUUGUAAUAAUGAAUAAUUUAUAUUAUGCAUACAGUCUGUAGAUGUGGUAGAAUAAUAUUUUGCCUGUACCCUGUAUAUGAAAAUGCAGCUGAGGCACAGUACAGUGAUAUCUCCGUUAGCCAAAACAACUGGUGCAGAGCACUUCCGGGGAUGAGAGAUUUCCGGCUCACUAAACGACUUUCUUAAACCUGGAAAAAGUCCCUAUCCCUGGAAUCUUUUCCGGUUACUGGGAAAGGUUUGCGAGUGUCUAAACUAGACAUCUUGCACAGACAGACACUAGCCCACUUUUCCCGAAUGUUUCUGGGUGCUGGGGAUAUUUUCCUUGAGUCUAAACUACCGGAGUCCGUAAAUGCAGUUCUAAUUAAGUUAGAAACUCCAUUUCUUUCCUAUAAUAAUCCAGAAUAGUUUAUCUAAAAGUUUGGUUAAAUAAAUUUAUUGAAAAAUUAAAAAUCUUUAGGAUAUGGGAGUGAAUGAAACUGUGUUACAGCAAAGACUUAUUUUUUCACUCCCAUGGAGUUGUGGGGGAUUACCGGGUAUAGUGUAACUGACCUGAUGUAAUGUCAGGUGGAGGUAGGGUGGGGGAUUAUUGGUCUCCCAUUACAUACUGACCUUCUGAUGGAAUGUCAGGUCACCCUUUCUUGGGUGGGGGAUUAGAGGAUCUCAUGACCUGAAGAUGUCUCGAGUAAACAUUAAACGUAAAGUAUUUUUAGGGAGAUUGUGAUAAGUAUAAGUAUAAAUGGGCAAAGUUAUAUCCUUUCAACGUUUCAGUGCAGUUGCCCAAAAAAGUCCUGUCACCUCUCAUCCUAAACCACGAACCCCGAGAUUCAGACUCGUGAACCCGAAGCAGUAGAAACUGAUACAUUAGUCUGUCCAUAAAUGCUUCGGAUUCAAGAGUCUGAAUCUCAGGGUUCAUGGUUCAGGAUGAGAGGCGACAUGCCUUUUUUGGUGACUGUACAUAACAUUUUAAAAUAUCGAGUGAGAAAGCAGAGGUGUCAGUAAUUAGAGAGAUGGAGUGGAAAUCAGUGUUGCCAAGCACUCAACAAAUGAUAUUCAACUGGCUACCACGUAGUCACACACACACACAAAUUUGUCAUACAAUAAGACCCUCAUUCGGGUCAUUCCUCUUGCUUUCUGUCUUAAUUCCCUUGUUGGGGGUGUGUGGGUGGUGAUGGUGUGGGUUAUGUGGGGUAAGGAAGGAUGGUGUUGGAGGGUGUAGGGUUGUGUGGGUGGUUGUUGGAGGGGGUGUUUGUGUGUGUGUGUGUGAUGUAGGGGUGUAAUGUUGGUAAAUGUAGCACAAUGUGGGUAAUUGGGCUGAGAGUGGGGAAGUUGAACCUUUUUGGCUAAUUGUGAUAGGGAGAUGAAUUUGAUACCAUAAUGAUCCUUUAUAAAUUCUCUCCAAGACAUUUCCAAUAAGAUCCUUAAACAAAAUAUUUUGAUAUAAUAUAAUGAUGGGAAUUCCAUUCUUUUAUAAAAAAUAAAAAAAAAUGUAAGAAGUGUUGAUACCGUGUCAAUAAAAUAAGUUCUAAUUUUGUUAGACACCA
Homarus americanus (American lobster) is the source of this 3735-nucleotide messenger RNA. RefSeq names its product tetraspanin-33-like. The record is from RefSeq and is a predicted model, not a curated record. Gene Ontology annotation, cellular component: membrane. The transcript has 7 exons. Lineage: Eukaryota; Metazoa; Arthropoda; Malacostraca; Decapoda; Nephropidae. The coding region runs from base 125 to 949 and encodes 274 amino acids.